AUGUCCCCACGUUUAUCGCUUAUCGCGGGCCGAAAGUCCCGAGUUGGAGGAGUUGGGGUCGGAUCUCCCACCUCAACAUCCACUGGCCUCUCCAAACCGGUUCUCCAUAUCCCCCAUGUUUCAAUGUCCCCAUCACCCCAGACGAACCGGGGUGGUGCCCGUGGAGCAAGGGCACGUAUCUGCAUACACUGCGGUCGGAGCUUCCGACGGACGGAACAUUUGGAGCGACAUAUUCGCACCCACACCAAGGAGAAGCCGUUUAUUUGCUUCUGUGGGGCAGCCUUUACUAGAAGGGAUCUGUUGAAGCGUCAUACGCGCAUCUCACAUCAAGAUGGGCUGACCUCGCCGACGCCGCCCGAGCCAACGACCAAGGCGGAUUUCCAGUCAACGCACCAUCCUGCACCCAUCGCGCAAUAUGACGCACCAACUAGGCCCGUACCCGUCGAAUCCCUUGCAGGAUCAUCGGCUGCGCACCAAUGGGCUGGCGCACAGAACACGCCUUAUUUAGGCCCAAACCAUAACACCGGCAUGCUUCCUACUGCUAUUGCAGGAGCCCCACCCCCGGCCAUUGAUCCCCAUACGGGUGUGGUACAUGAUCCGGAUAUGCUUCAGGCUGCCCAGCUGCUCCUUCCGGGCGAUUACCGACCUACAGGUCAACCGAUGCCCUACUUGCCCGAAGAUCUGAAUCAUUUCCAGGAAUUCACACAUUUCUUGGAUUCGAUUGGCUUGCCGGGGGAAUGGGUUCCUAGCGAAGGCGAAACAUCUCAGACGCAAGAGGUUAGCCCGGAAGAUGUGAGAGAGACAGGUCGAGAGAACCAAGAGCACCAUGAGCGGUCACGACGAAGUGGAGAAGGUUCUCGGGGAGACUCACCAUUCAGAUCCUGGCUUCCAUCUGUGCCGAGGGGCGACCAAAGCCUCGGAGCCCUGUCUGAUUCUGAACCACCCCAAAACGCGAACAGGCUGUCACGAUUCAACGUCACCGAAGACCAGCGCUUUCGGCUUGCGGCAUCUCUCGAAGAGUUUCGCAAUGUCAUUCCGGAUUUCGUACUGCCGUCGCGUCACACACUGACUCGGUACCUUACUUCCUAUUUUGAAGGAUUCCAGCCACAUCUCCCGUUUAUGCACAUCCCGACUUUUCAUAUCAACGAACGUGCCCCUGAGGUGGUUCUUGCUAUCAUGACGAUCGGAGCCCAGUAUAGAUUUGAGCACCGAAACGCAGAAAGAAUAUUCCACGUUUCCAAGGCAGUUUUAUUUGAACGGAUGUCCAGAGAGCCCCGUUUCCCAGCUAGGCCAACCUACAAUUCGGGCUCUCAAGUACCGCUGGGGAUAUCUCCUUAUUCCAACUUUGGCGAUCAGUCCCUCACACAGCCACAGGUAACAGCGGAAAGAACUGCUGUUUGGAAGCAGAUCGAAAUCACUCGCUGUCUCCUUAUUCUGAUGGGCUACGCCACGUGGGAAAACGCCAGACUGGUACAAGAAGCAUUCCAUCUCCAGGGCUUGUUGGUUCGACAUCUCCGCGAGGCUGGCUUGACAGAAGAUACGACACGAUCUGACCCACGCGCACCCCUUGACUGGUACGAAUGGGCGGACCAAGAAUCCAGGCGACGCACAAAGUUGAUUGCGUUCUGCUUUAUCCAUGUUCACAGUAUCGCAUACAAUGCUUAUCCAUCUUUGCGCAGCAAUGAGAUACACCUGCGUCUUCCAUGUUCUACCAUCGAAUGGAACGCUAGCACCGCCGCUGAAUGGGAAGUAUCCCAGCGAGAACGAGGUCCCCAGCAGUUGUUCUUCCAAGACGCAUUGACCCUCCUCUUGCAAAAGUCCCGAUCAGCCAAACCACUAGACCCCAUCCCGGCUCCAUUGGGUAACUAUAUCCUCUUGCACGGACUCCUGCAACGAAUCCAUCUCGUGAGCGAGCUGUCAUUACCGAAUGGAAACCACUCCACAACCCUCCCAACGGAGGAACUGAAUAAACUAGAACGAGCUCUCCGUUCCUGGACCUCCGUGUGGCAACAAGCUCCGGAAUCCAGUCUAGAUCCACACAAUGCAAACGGCCCAAUCCCAUUUACGUCCAGUGCAUUCCUGGGGCUCGCUUACGUCCGCCUAUCUCUAAAUCUCGGGCCUCAUCGCCGCCUCGAGACCCGCGACCCGACAAUAAUAGCCACUGCACUCCGCCGCUCUCCACGCCCAGAACGCAGCUACCGUCUCAUCCCGGCACUUAUAUACGCCGCUCAUGCCCUCAGCAUCCCCGUGCGUUUGGGAAUAGACCACAUUGCCCGCAGUCAAGCCUUCUUCUGGAGCGUGCGGCACUCCCUAGCUAGUAUUGAAUGUGCAGUGUUGCUAAGCAAAUGGCUGUUUACUCUUGCCGAGGCAGGGCUGGAUCAGUCCUUGAGCGAGAAUGAAACCCGCAUUCUACGGUGGACUCGGUGUAUUGUCGAAGAGGCGUAUUCAUCUAUUGAUACGGAUGAUGGUGAGGCGCCGCCAGAUCUUGAACCGGCUUCUUUGGGAGUGGCUGUUCUCAAGCUGUGGGCUAGGUUGUUUGGAACAAAUACUCAGUGGCCGUUUAUUAAUGUUCUUGGACGGAGCUUGCAAGAGUAUAUUACUAUGAUUUGA
Messenger RNA from Penicillium egyptiacum, 2610 nucleotides. The record is from the annotation of a GenBank genome assembly. Lineage: Eukaryota; Fungi; Ascomycota; Eurotiomycetes; Eurotiales; Aspergillaceae.